GUCAACUUUUCUCCAUCACCAACAGAGUGCCACCCUUCCCCUGCCGGAUUGCUCAUCCGCUUUAUCCUUCGAGCUGCAGCUCCCGCCUCAGCGACGAUUUGCACAAGCUCGGUCAGCGUAUCGCUAUUCCUAGUGACUACUGGACCUGGGGGCAGCGAUUCCUUCCGUCAACAACAAACCCCCGCAAUCGCCGUCGGCACCAGCGCUUGUCACCCCCGACCGCAAGCACCCUCUGCCUUCAUCACCAUGGCGGAGCGAUACAUUCCGGAGCAUCGCCGGACGCAGUUCAAGGCGAAGAACACCUUCAAGCCAGAAGAGCUUCGCCGCCGCCGCGAGGAGCAGCAGGUUGAGAUCCGCAAGGCGAAGCGCGAGGAGAACCUGGCCAAGAGGCGAGGCAUUGGAACCGGCGAGAACCGACCCGGUGCCUCGCUCGGCGCCGCACCCGACAGUGAUGACGAGUCGGCUCCCACAGAGUCCCAGCUUAAUGAGGACCUUCCUCAGAUGGUUCAGGGCGUCUUCUCCGAGCAAAUUGACGCUCAGAUCUCCGCCACUACCAAGUUCCGCAAGCUCCUGUCCAAGGAGCGCAACCCUCCCAUCGAGGAGGUCAUCAAGACCGGUGUCGUCAGCCGCUUCGUCGAAUUUCUGCGAUCGCCCCAUACGUUGGUGCAGUUCGAGGCCGCCUGGGCCCUGACCAACAUCGCCUCCGGGUCCGCCACCCAGACUCAGGUGGUCAUCGAGGCUGGCGCUGUCCCCAUCUUUGUUGAGCUUCUGGCCAGCCCUGAGCCCGAUGUUAGGGAACAGGCCGUCUGGGCUCUCGGCAACAUUGCCGGCGACAGCCCCCACUGCCGCGACUACGUCCUUAGCUGUGGCGCGCUGAAGCCUCUACUGAACCUCCUCGGAGACAGCCGUAAGCUUAGCAUGCUCCGCAACGCGACGUGGACCUUAAGCAACUUUUGCCGCGGAAAGACGCCCCAGCCUGAUUGGAACAUGAUCUCCCCUGCCCUCCCAGUCCUCUCCAAGCUCGUCUACUCCCUCGACGACGAGGUCCUCAUUGAUGCAUGCUGGGCCAUUUCGUAUCUGUCGGACGGCUCCAACGACAAAAUUCAGGCUGUCAUCGAAGCCGGCAUCCCCCGCCGCCUGGUGGAAUUGCUGAUGCACGCCUCCACCUCUGUCCAGACGCCCGCUCUUCGGUCCGUUGGCAACAUCGUCACGGGUGACGAUGUUCAGACGCAAGUCAUCAUCAACUGCGGAGCGCUUCCUUGCCUCCUGUCUCUUCUCAGCUCCACUAAGGAUGGCAUUCGCAAGGAGGCAUGCUGGACCAUCUCCAACAUCACCGCCGGCAACUCGUCUCAGAUCCAGUCUGUCAUCGACGCGAAUAUUGUUCCGCCGUUGAUCCAUCUUCUUCAGAACGGUGACCUCAAGACCCGCAAGGAGGCCUGCUGGGCUAUCAGUAACGCUACUUCCGGUGGCCUGCAGAAGCCUGAGCAGAUCCGGUACCUGGUGUCUCAGGGCUGCAUCAAACCCCUGUGCGACCUCCUGACCUGCCCGGACAACAAGAUUAUCCAGGUCGCCCUCGACGGCUUGGAGAACAUUCUCAAGAUCGGCGACCUUGACAAGCAGGCGGCGGGCGAGAGCGCUGAGUCCAUCAACCGCUAUGCCCUCUUUAUUGAAGAGUGCGGUGGCAUGGAGAAGAUUCACGAGUGCCAGAACAAUGCCAACGAGGAGAUCUACGUCAAGUCCUACCACAUCAUCGAGAAGUACUUCUCGGACGAUGUCGAGAAUGCCGACGAGGGCAUGGCCCAACCGGCCGGCCCUAAUGGCACCUUCGGCUUCGGCACCAACGCGCCCGCCCAGUCGGGCGGCUUCAACUUCGCCAACGGAGGCGACUCGAUGGACAUGUAGAAGCGUGCUGCUUCUCCCCACCAACGCCACUGUGCGCAAACAUCACAGUGGCGCCGGGUUUUUGUUCUCGUCUAUACGACAAUACACAUCCCCGAAACCAAAUACCCCUACCCCAGUCAUAUCACCCUUCGCCCGCCCGUCGGCCCCUCGUGGCAGGUGGCGUGGCGACAAUCACCAUCCCCUAUAUCACCAACGCAGCCCCCUGUCUUGAAUCUGGCAUGAAGAACGUUGCGCAGGGUGAGAGUGUCCUGGCAAGAACGCAGGCCCUAUGGUAGCUUGAAAGCUCCAGCCUGAGCGGAGGUUAGCAGUCGCGAGAUGAGAAAUGAAGGUUGAUACGCCGGUACGAGAGAAGGUGCAUCGACGGAACUGCGGCUCAUCGAGGUGGCCAAGGACUUCACUCAUGUCAUGCCAUGACUGGGCUGGAGAGGAUCGUGGACGACUGGCAAGGAAUGAAAAGCUUAGCGUCGACAACUGAAGCCUCAAGCCGUCCUGGACCCGGUGCCAGUGCACCCGGGUCUUUGCAUGCACGACGCGCGUCGUGACCGACCUGGCGACCAAGUGGUCGCGGGUCACAAUAGGACAACGACGUAGCGAAUGAGACUUUUUGACGAAGACUUGGUGUCUAAGGACACGCGUGACGUGAGCAAGAUGAUUUGUGCGAGACGUUCUCCCGAAAUGAUGAUGUCGGUGUCGUCUGAAGAGGACUCUUGGGUUUUCCCAAUGUCGAAAGUGGCCAUUAUCCUCUAAUAAUAGAGUCAGAGC
Molecule: messenger RNA, 2664 nt
Organism: Purpureocillium takamizusanense
Lineage: Eukaryota; Fungi; Ascomycota; Sordariomycetes; Hypocreales; Ophiocordycipitaceae
Gene: cut15
Product: Importin subunit alpha-1
Exons: 3
Coding region: 247-1902 (551 amino acids)
Biological process (GO): NLS-bearing protein import into nucleus
Cellular component (GO): cytoplasm; nucleus; nucleoplasm
Molecular function (GO): nuclear import signal receptor activity; protein binding
Source: RefSeq, a predicted model, not a curated record